GAUUUUCCCCUACCGACCACAGCAGGACUGCGGCGCUCGUGCGGUGCACCUCGCUCAAUAUGUCCGCCGUUGAGGUCCACAUUUGCUCGGCAGGAAUGCAGUAGGCGGGGCUGCCAAGCUAGUGUCAAACUUUGGGAAUGACAGGAGUGCUGCAGGAUCUGCUAAGAAAGGGAAGUGUCGCCUUUGUUGGCUGUGUUUGGAUAACUUCUUUUUUCGCACCGUGUCUGGGUUCACCGCCAAACCGCAGACGCUACGGUCUCAGCAGACACUCGAACCAUGUCGGAGGACCCGAGCUCCCAACCCUGGUCCAUCAACAGAGAUGAUUAUGAGCUACACGAGGUGAUUGGAAGUGGGGCCACCGCUGUGGUUCAAGCAGCCUACUGUAUUCCCCGAAAAGAGAAGGUGGCCAUCAAACGCAUCAACCUAGAGAAAUGCCAGACCAGCAUGGACGAACUCCUGAAAGAGAUCCAGGCCAUGAGCCAGUGCCACCACCCAAAUAUAGUGACUUAUUACACCUCCUUCGUUGUAAAGGAUGAGCUGUGGCUGGUUAUGAAGCUGCUCAGCGGCGGCUCUAUGCUGGAUGUGAUCAAGCACAUCAUCUCACGUGGGGAACACAAGUCAGGGGUCCUCGAUGAAGCCAGCAUCGCCACCGUGUUGAAGGACGUACUGGAGGGUUUGGAGUACCUGCACAAAAACGGACAGAUUCACAGAGAUCUAAAGGCCGGAAACAUUCUGCUUGGAGACGAUGGGUCGGUGCAGAUUGCAGACUUUGGCGUCAGUGCCUUUCUAGCUGCUGGCGGAGACAUGACCAGAAACAAAGUGCGGAAGACGUUUGUGGGAACCCCGUGUUGGAUGGCCCCAGAGGUCAUGGAGCAGGUGAGGGGCUACGACUUCAAAGCAGAUAUCUGGAGUUUCGGGAUCACCGCAAUCGAGCUCGCCACGGGAGCUGCACCUUAUCACAAAUAUCCCCCCAUGAAGGUCCUGAUGCUGACUCUGCAGAACGACCCGCCAAGUUUGGAGACUGGCAUCCCAGACAAGGAGAUGGUAAAAAAAUACGGCAAAUCCUUCCGAAAGAUGAUUUCUUCGUGUCUACAGAAGGACCCAGAGAAAAGGCCGACGUCGUUAGAGUUGUUGAAGCAUAAAUUCUUCCAGAAAGCCAAGAACCAUGAAUACUUACACGACAAACUACUGCAGAAGGCGCCCACAAUAACGGAGCGGUCCAAACGGGUACGCCGGGUGCCAGGUUCCAGCGGCCGCCUCCAUAAAACGGAAGAUGGCGAAUGGGAGUGGAGUGACGACGAGCUCGACGAGGAAAGCGAAGAGGGCAAAGCAGCUGUUGCAGCUUUGAGGUCUCCAAGAGUGAAGGAGGGAUCGCAGAACUCAGAGAUUUUCCAGACUCCAGAGUCUUUCAAUAGUCAACUGCAGUUGGUGGAUGCAGGUCAGACUGAACUACCUCAGGCUGCAGGCCAAGUUCCACUGCAGCCCACACCCGGCAACACUCAAGCCGCUGGUGAGGCCUCGCUCAGCGUUCCUCCCACGCAGAUUUCCUCGUCCUCGGGAUAUGUUCAGUCUGCCAUCAGUUUGGUCCUGAGGUUAAGAAACUCAAAGAAAGAACUAAACGACAUCCGCUUUGAGUUUAUGCCAGGGAGAGACACAGCAGAUGGUGUCUCUCAGGAGCUGGUGUCAGCAGGCCUGGUGGAUGGGAAGGACGUAGUAAUAGUUGCUGCAAAUUUGCAGAAAAUAGUUGAUGAGCCUCAAAGCAAUAAAAGUGUCACUUUCAAACUGGCCUCCGGAACCGAGGAACUUCCAGAUGACGUCAAGCUGAUGGGCUUCGCUCAGCUCAGCAUCAGUUAAACUGUCGUUCUACCCGGAACCGUGACUUGCCUAAAAAAUGUGAAAAUUAAAAAAAAAAAAAAAAAGACAAAAUUAGUUUCAUGCAUUUUCUUUCCUUUCCAUGGCUGUAAAGAAACCACUACUGCCAAAGAAAAACCGAACACCACCUGGUCGGAGUCAGCAAAUGUUUCGUUUGUUGUGAGAAUCACACAGGAAAAGUUUACAGUGUACUUGUAGAAGAGUGAAAGCACCUACGAGCAACUAUUUUAUCAUUCUGGCUUUCUUCAUUCUGUCAUUUUCUUUCUAACAUGAUGCAUUUGCACAAUCCGAACUAAAGCCCUUGAAUCCUGAUAAAUGUAACAAUGCCUUAUGUUCAUCAGAACUACUAAAUGCACGAAGUGGGAAUAUUCCACGUUAUCUGUUGUGUCCACAUGUCCACAUGCGAGUGCUGCUGCCAAACAUUUUACUUUAUUUUGGAAGGUUAAACCCUUUUUACAGGAUGUACAGAUGGGUAAUGACUUUUAGCUUAAAAAUUAGUUUCAAAAUUUAAAAAAGUAGUAUUUUUUUGUAUCAACAUUAUCACUACAAAAUUGGUUUAAAAAAGUAAAAAUGAAUCAUGUUGAUGGUUUUUCACAUCAAAAAGACAAAAUUGUAGCUUCCCAAAAAUUAAAAAAGUGUGUAAAAACAUAACAAAGGAAAUCCUAGUUAUGUUUUUUUAAGCAUUUAAUUGGUGCUCAUUUGCAAUUUUAUGUCAAAUUAAAGGUUCCAUCAAAAGUGGUUCCUGAAUAUUAAAAACUAAAGUGAAAUGUGGUGCAGCAGCUGAAAUCUUGUUUUCUGUCUGGUCUUUGUUAGGAGACAUUUUCACAAAAUCCUAAUGAGAAAAAAUGUUUUUUGUGAAUGAAAAGAUCUGACUUCUAGUGUGUAAAUAAAAGCAUUAAGCUUAUUUUUUGGUCUGAUUCAGUUGCCAAAGCUUCUUUUUUUUAAUAUUUAGGACAUGAAUUUCAGCCCUCUGUUGUCACAAACUGGUGCACCACUUCACAAAGUGUUGGACUUUUUAUCCUUUUGCCUUCAAAAAAAAAAAAAAAAAAAGGUUCUACUUUGGUGCCAAAGUUGUCCUGAUGCACCUCCCUGCAGUUUGAGCAAACCUUCAAACAGCUGUUCUGCCUUUUUUUUAUUAUUUAUAAAAGCUUAAAAAAGCCCAUCCAUGAUUGUAAACCAUAUGAAUGAUAGAUUAACUUUGAAUUGUGAUGGAAAAAGGGCAGUUAAGAGCGCAGAUGUUGUUCAUAGCUGCCUUUUAUUGUGAAAGUAAAUGUGUGGAGAUUCAUUUACUGUUCCGCUCUAAUGUGAAAAUCUCAGAUCCCAGCAAGGUUUGAAUAUUUGGUUGGUUGAAGUGAUAGUGUCAUAACUCUGCAGAUGCCAUAUUAAAUGAAAUGUAAUACUUUUUUUGUCUUGCAGAUGAGAUGUUUAGGAGGGAAAUGUUGUAUUUUGACUCUGAAGAUGUUCAAAGCCUUAAACAGACAAUGGAGCCCCCCCCCCCCCAACCAUUUUAUUUUAAAGUUUUGUUUCAGACCUUUAAUGUCUUCUUAUCACAUGUAUGGAAUAAAGAUCUACAGAUUGAGCUUGUGUUUCGACAGAAGUAAUCUGCGACCACUUCACUCCUGUCUUUUCAAUCCGCAGUAUUGGGUGGGAUUCUCACGAUGUUGAUUUUGUUCUGCAAGCUAAAUUUAUCAACUGAAACGACACUUUGUCUGAGCGAUGAGUCAUCACAAUUAUUUUCCCACCUGUUGUUUUUAAGUUUGCUUUUCUUUACUGUUUUGAAGUUCAAAGAAUGUUUCUUUUAGUUACUUUUAAUCAAUAAAGGAUGAACAUAUCAGAA
This is a messenger RNA of Oryzias melastigma (Indian medaka), 3709 nucleotides long. RefSeq names its product oxidative stress responsive kinase 1b (gene oxsr1b). Lineage: Eukaryota; Metazoa; Chordata; Actinopteri; Beloniformes; Adrianichthyidae. The transcript is spliced from 18 exons. The record is from RefSeq and is a predicted model, not a curated record. Gene Ontology annotation, biological process: protein phosphorylation. Gene Ontology annotation, molecular function: protein serine/threonine kinase activity; ATP binding. The coding region runs from base 277 to 1854 and encodes 525 amino acids.